CAUCGCCGACGGCGUCUCUUGCCUGGUAAGCGUCCUGCUCCGAAACCCUUGCCUCUGGUGAUCCCGCUGCGGAAGAUAUCGGGCCCACCGUCGAUCGCGGGAUAUUAGAAUGUUGAGAUCAAGAACGUCGUCGACGUGAAGAGCAGAUACCCGGCUUGGCAAAGAUUUACGCCGCCGAGAGGGAGACAGAAAAAGAACGAGAGAGAGAGAGGGAGGGAGAGAGAGAGAGAGAGAGACGGGCCGUGUACCUUUCUUUUUCACUGUCGGCGGUACGUUCGAUUUAAAUUCGGUGCCAGCUGCACGAGAUCAUUCGCGUGGGUGUCUCCGGGUCGGAGAACUCGUAUCGUGGCCGAAGGUCAAGACGAGAUAAUCCUAAACUGCAUCGACAAUUUCAACGGAAUAGAAUUCGAGUAAUUAAUGGAGCCAGAGGAGAUUUCGAAGAGACCCGAGGAACUUGGGAAGACAUUGCGCGACGCGGCAGGCUCGAGAGUUCUUGGAGAAAGCUCCGCGUAGUUUCCUCGUCGACGAUCGUUAGCCAGUGAUACAUCAUCGUCAACGUGAACCAGUGAUACUGUUCGACGCCGGUCGACGAAGCCGCGAUAGCGGCGCGAUGCGGCGUCGCGCCGCUGCUCGUUGGUGCGUCGCGAGCUUGUCCGUAGGAUGGACGACGAGUGUGGCCGACGGGGCGACGAGAGGAAGAGGAAGACGAGUGACCGUCGUUGUCAGUGCGUUGGACGCGCCGUGCGACGCCGGCGUCGGCGUCGUCGGUUGCCGUCGAUUAUUUACCGCGACCACCGGCUGCGUCCGAGCCGGACUCGUGCGGUGAUUCGCGUGUGAAGUAGACCCGCCGUCAACGUCCACGAGCCGCUCGCCCAAUUGGAUGGAAGAGGAGGACGACGACGACGACGACGUCGACGACGACGACGACGACGACCAGGACGACGACGACGACGACGGCGGCGGCGAGGGAGACGACGACCACGGCGUGACGAGAGAUGCCUGGUAUCGUGGUGUUCGGACGACGCUGGAGCGUCGGCAGCGACGACCUCGUCGUGCCCGGCGCCUUCUUGUUCAUCCUGCAUCUUAUAUGGCUGACGGUGCUAGGCGUUCUACUGGGGAUUCUCGAGUGGGAUCGUAGCAUCCCGUGCAUUCUACUCCUAUGGGACUACGUGAUCGGCUACGAGGCCCUCUUCAUGGCCUGCUUAGUGGUGGAAUUCUCCAUUUGCUUCCUGGCGACGAGGGGCAGUAUCCUGGACACUGCGGCCAGGGCGCCGAUGCAAUACAUCCUUUAUAUCCGGCUGUUCCUAGUUCUGGUGGAGUGCGGAUGGUUGGGCGCGGGUCUCACGUGGUUAACGUAUUAUUAUCAUAUCUGUCCAGUGGACCAAGCUAAGGAUGUUAUGUUAGGUUUGGUAGUGUCGAAUUGCUGUCUGAUGACGCUAAUGACGGUGACGAUUUGGUGCACGUACGACGCUGCCGGCAGGUCCUGGGUGAAGAUGAAGAAGUACCAGCGCAGCAUGAGGGAGGCGGAGCUGCGGGGGGCGAGGUUGCACUAUAAGCGCAGCGGCAGCAGAAAUCGAAAUUGGCGACAACGAAAAGUCAUACGUGCCUAUCAAGAUAGCUGGGACAACAGGUGCAGGCUGCUGUUCUGCUGCAUGGGUAACUCCGACCGCAAUCGAAACUCGUUCGCUGACAUCGCGCGGCUGCUGAGCGACUUCUUCCGCGACCUGGACGUGGUGCCGUCGGACGUGGUCGCCGGUCUCGUGCUGCUGCGCAAGUUCCAGAAGAUCGAGCGUGAGUUGAUAGUGAAGCAGCGCAAGAACGACACGUACGAGUUCCUGUCGGGGGUACCGGUGACCCCGCGCACCAAGUUCCUGUCGAUGACCGAGGACGGCGACCUGGGCCACUUUCAGUUGGCCAUCCACUAUAUGCAUUUCGCCCUCGCAGCUUACGGCUGGCCCAUGUUCGUGGUUAAUCCCUCCACCGAGCUCUGCCAGUUGUGCACCAGAUUGCGAUGUUGCUGCUUCGCGUGCGGCGCUCACGAGGACGAGGCGACGAUCGUGUCGGACAACUGUUGCCGAUGCAAUUACGCCGCUCUGAGCAGCAUGCUCGACUUAGGCGAGAUCGAGGUGGUGUAUGCGACCUUCCACGUCGACGUAGGCGAGACACCGUUCUUCGUAGCGCUGGACUACACCAAGAAGAAGGUGGUAGUCAGUAUACGUGGGACUCUGAGCAUGAAGGACGUGCUGACGGAUCUAAACGCCGAGGGCGAAGUACUGCCUUUGUCGCCUCCGAGGGAGGAUUGGCUGGGGCACAAGGGGAUGGUGCAGGCUGCCGAGUACAUACGCAAGAAGCUGCUGGAGGAGGGUAUCAUCGCACGUGCCCUCGCCAAGGAUACCUCCAGGGGCACACAUCAAUUCGGGUUGACGCUGGUGGGACACUCAUUAGGCGCCGGCACUGCUGCUAUUCUCGCGAUCCUACUGAAGCAGGAAUACCCGGAUCUGGUCUGCUUCUCAUUCGGGCCACCCGGUGGACUACUGAGUAUGCCAGCCCAGCAAUACACUCAGGAAUUUAUUACCUCCGUGGUGGUAGGGAAGGACGUCGUACCUAGAAUCGGACUCCGACAGAUGGAGAGUCUGAGAGCGGACCUCAUCAACGCGAUAAAAAGGAGCGUCGAUCCUAAGUGGAAGACGAUAGCGUGCUCGGUGAUGUGCUGUGGCUGCGGCUCGACGCCCACGUCCGCGGCGAACCUGGAGGCGGGCGGCUGCAUCAGCGAGUAUCAGCGGGACAAGGACCAGGCGCGCGCCCAGACCGUCGUGCCCAGUGACUCCAGCAUCGCCUUGACCCUGCACAGACCCCUGUACCCGCCCGGCCGGAUCAUACACGUAGUGCGGCAUCACCCGAACAAGGACGAGCAGAAGUAUGAGACGAGUUGGAGACAGGUGUUGAGCAAGCGCGAGCCGGUGUACCAGGCGCUGUGGGCCGGGCCGUGCGACUUCGACGAGGUGCUGAUCAGCCCGGUGAUGAUUCAGGACCACAUGCCGGACAACAUGCUGCGGGCGCUGAACAAGGUUGUGACGACCCUGGGACCGGCGAAGCCGCAGAGGCUGACGUCCGGCCACGCGUCCUCCGCGGAGGCGUCGGAGGCGCGCGAGCACCAGGUCGAGGUGCAGCUGGAGCUGGAGGUGCAGGAGCAGGAGAUGCGGGCUCUGCUGUCGCCGUCCAGCCCGGUGAGGUGCCGGACCCUCGGCAACUUGGCCGGCACACCGCCGCACCGGCUCUGCCUGGAGACGAGCUUCACGUCGCUGCAGAGCCCGACGGACCUACCCCAGGCUGGUCGCGAGCUCAGCGUCGACUCGAGAGGCAUCCCGUGGGAGUACAUGAGCCUCGCCAGCGAGCUGCUCAACACGCCGCGGCCGGACGAGGGCAAAGUGUUCGGCCGCCGGCACGAUUGGGACGAUCGCACUGCGCCCUUGGCCACCCCGGAGACGCUCUCGGAGGCAUCCAGCAGCCCGCCGUCGCCGGUGGUACCGGCGCCGCGGCCGAUGCGACGCACCCCCAAGAUCCCGGGAAACUUGUCAACGGCGGCGGAUGACCUGAAGAACAAUCUUCACUACGCGAUGCUCUCGGCGAGGAACUACUUCCUGAGGACGGGGGAGCACGCGGGCAGUAACAACGGCGGCGGUAGCGGCAACAGCAGCAGCGGGAACAGCGAGGCGAGCUACGAGAGCGCCCGGAGCCUGGCCGCCGCCGGUCUUCCGCCGCCUGUACCGAGACGACGGGACUCCGUCACCGUCAGAAGAGAGCAGCGAAUGUGCACAGCGGCGUGCUGCAGGGACGACCUGUCGGAGAACUCGUCGACCCGCACGUCGUCCCACUCCUCGAGGAACUCCCACACUUCGCACCACCGCGUCCAGGUGGAGUUGUACGAGGAGAACGACACGAACGGCUCCAGCUUGGACUUCUACGAGGCGAAGGGUUCCUCCGGCCAGCGCGACAGCAGCAACGACGUCUUCCUCAGCGUGCGCAGCUCACCGGAGUGCAAAGGGCUCAUGGCGCCGGCGACGGAUCUGGGCGCCGAAUGGAAGAAGCGCUUCGACGCCACGGGCGUGAGCGGCGGCGACGCCUCGUUACCGCUUCUUCGGGGCCUGUCGCCCACGCCGACCACCGGCCAGCAUAACUCGCCGUUCUUCAGCGCCAAGCGAAAGAAGUACGUGUACCCUAUCACACUGGUGGGCCGUGGCGAAAGCAGCGUUUAGUCCGAGACGGAGAAUUGUCGUCGGCGAUCGAACGAGGAAAAUCAGUCGGGUAUAUUCGCUCUCUGUGCGCGACUCAGUGCGACGCUCUCUUCAGCUCUUCGGGAGAGAUGUUGACCGGACUUUAGUUUAGCGGACUGAAGUAAAUCCAAUCGAGGACCACGAGGCACAUUUAGCAGUAACGAACCGACCGAAUACGUGUGCCAAAUUCUAUUCUUCUCCUUCUACUUCUUAUAUUCCUCUUCCCUCCUCUUCUUCUUAUUCUCAGGACUGUCGACCUAUCCGACCUGCUUAAGCGACACGAGUGUCCGCGUGAAGACAGAUCGGCCUCCGAGUACUUCUGUAUAUUUGAAUAGCUCGUUCUUGAAUUGUUUGACCUUCAGACUCGUAGACGCAGGUGCAGUACUUCGUUCAGUCAUUCACCGGUCUUAGCACGCGAAUUAGUUGCUCAUCAAAAUUGAGUGAAAUUGAAUCGAACGUAAGGACCCAGGACCACCUGCGACUCCUCCCCCGGGACGUUCGAUUCUGCAUCGCUAUCUUACCGUCGUAAAGAUAAGCAACGGAGAGGAAGGAGUACGUUUCUCCACCUAGCGAGUCUUUUAGUACGAUUAGUGCGCGCAUCGCGGCAGCAGCGGCCUACUCUGCGUCGAUAUUAUUUGUUAGACACACAGUAAAGAGAGACCACUUGAUUUUUUUUUCUACAUUUCUAAACGCAGCUUCGAGCAAAGAUAUGAAUCUCGCGCGUUCCGUUCUCGAUCUUUCAAUAUGAGUUUGAUACUAUUCUUAGUUCAUUAGAACGGCACGCUCUAAUAACGUACGAAGCGAUUGUAUUAAGCGAUAAAUUAAGCGUCGAUACUUUUUCUAUUGAUCUAUGCGCGAUCGAGAUUACUUUAAGCGUAAGCGACGGGGAAGGAUAUAACACACGAGUGGUGAACCUCUCGCGAAACGUCUCGCGAUUGUAUAGUCAGAUCUGACGCGAUCGUCGAACGCGCGACUCCUCGGGAGAAUCGCGCUUGAGGAGUUUCUUCGACGUUUCGCUGUAUUUAUGUAAAAAGUAGAGACGAGACCGCGACGCAGACGCGGCGUUUAACUCUAGUCAGUAUAUAACGUACGCUUAGGAAAAAUGUAAUAUUUAUUGACUCCUUGUAAUAUUUAUAGUCUUCUUAGGAGAAGCUUACAGGAAUAGGUAGAAAGAGUUGAUUCUAAUGUAAUAUAAAUUAUUUAUAAGAAAUAAACGAUGAGUAUGGGAGAUCA
Messenger RNA from Dinoponera quadriceps, 5507 nucleotides. It is a transcript of the gene inaE, whose product is annotated as sn1-specific diacylglycerol lipase alpha. NCBI's taxonomy places the organism in Eukaryota, Metazoa, Arthropoda, Insecta, Hymenoptera, Formicidae. The record is from RefSeq and is a predicted model, not a curated record. Gene Ontology annotation, biological process: lipid metabolic process. Gene Ontology annotation, cellular component: postsynaptic membrane; dendrite membrane. The transcript is spliced from 18 exons. The coding region runs from base 996 to 4256 and encodes 1086 amino acids.